Messenger RNA from Tupaia belangeri chinensis (Chinese tree shrew), 882 nucleotides. Its product is annotated as olfactory receptor 7C1-like. NCBI's taxonomy places the organism in Eukaryota, Metazoa, Chordata, Mammalia, Scandentia, Tupaiidae. Gene Ontology annotation, biological process: G protein-coupled receptor signaling pathway. Gene Ontology annotation, cellular component: membrane. Gene Ontology annotation, molecular function: olfactory receptor activity; G protein-coupled receptor activity. The record is from RefSeq and is a predicted model, not a curated record.
AUGGAAAAGUCUGAAUCCUGUCCUGAAUGCUUGAUGAUGGAGACUAAAGGACUGCUCCUGAAUGAGACAGUAGGAAUGAGCUAUUUCAUUCCCAUGGAAACAGGAAAUCAAACACGUGUUCCAGAAUUUCUCCUCCUGGGAUUUUCAACAAAGUCAGAGAUUCAGUUCAUUCCCUUCGGGCUGUUCCUGUCCAUGUACCUGGUCACCAUCAUCGGGAACCUACUCAUUAUCCUGGCCAUAAGCUCAGACUCCUACCUGCACACACCCAUGUACUUCUUCCUCUCCAACCUGUCCUUCACUGACAUCUGUUUCACCUCCACCACCAUCCCAAAGAUGCUGGUGAACAUCCAGACACAGAGCAAGGUCAUCACUUAUGCAGGCUGCCUAACUCAGAUAUUCGUUUUCAUUGUGUUUGGGUUCCUGGACAAUUUAAUCUUGUCCGUGAUGGCCUAUGACCGCUUCGUGGCCAUCUACUACACAGUCAUUAUGAAUACCCAGUUCUGUGGGCUGCUGAUUCUCAGAGCCUGGUGCAUUAGUGUCAUGGGCUCCCUUCUUAAGACCUUGACCAUUUUGAGGCUGUCCUUCACAAACAUAGAAAUCCCACACUUCUUUUGUGAUCUUCCCAAAGUCCUGAAGCUCGCCUGUUCUGACAUCCUCAUCAAUAACGUAGUGGUGUACUGUGCAACAGGCCUUUUGGCUGUGAUUCCUUUCAGUGGGAUACUUUUCUCUUACUAUCAAAUUGUUUCCUCCAUCCUGAGAAUUUCAUCCACUGGGGGAAAGUACAGAGCCUUCUCCACCUGUGCGUCUCACCUCUUGGUGGUGUCCCUGUUCUAUGGUGUUUUCCUUGCCACAAAGUUAGAUGAUUUUGCCAUUAAACUGUAA